This is a messenger RNA of Leptomonas pyrrhocoris, 6398 nucleotides long. RefSeq names its product putative MAP protein kinase. The record is from RefSeq and is a predicted model, not a curated record. Bases 2361 to 6398 code for a protein of 1345 amino acids. The transcript has a single exon. Gene Ontology annotation, biological process: MAPK cascade; protein phosphorylation. Lineage: Eukaryota; Euglenozoa; Kinetoplastea; Trypanosomatida; Trypanosomatidae. Gene Ontology annotation, molecular function: MAP kinase kinase activity; ATP binding.
GGCCGCCAAAUCCGUCACUUCACUCGUGCUGUUGAGUUGCAUCGCCUCGUCAGCUCUGAUGCAGCAUUUCCGCUAUACUUAAAUAAAGAUAUAUAUUUAUUCGCCUUCAAUAAAUAUAUCUUUCCUUCGUACGCUUUUAUACAACACGUGAACGAGUGCUUUCAGCAGCUGUAAAACGCUUUUCUUCUCUCCUAAGUUUGGCCCGCCGCUGACGCUGAUCGAUGCAUCGGCGUCUUGUUUAAGAUCUCCACCCUUCUUUGUUUUCUCCUUUUUUUAAAUUCUAGUUUCGCCACCUCCACGACGCCUCUCCCUCUCUCCCUCUCUGUGCUUGAGUGCGACGGUACGCCUGGUUGGCAGAGGUUGGUUUUCUUUCUGUGCGGUGCGGCGUUGGCGUGCUUGGCGGUGCGUAGGUCCGCCACUGCCGUUUAUUUCUUUCUUCUUCGGUAAAUCAAACCAAACGCGCCGCCUGAAGUUUUUGUUGUUCAUUACGUUAAAAGUACUUCUCUAUUUCACUGUGACGUUUCCUUCUUCUCUUUCCUCGUCUCUCUUCUUUCUUAUUCUUGUAUUCCCGCUCCCUCCCACUCCUUUCAUUUUCUGGUUUCAGCUGCGCUUUGCAUUGUGCGGUUGCGCGAGGUCAGCUUUGUUUCUUGCUUUACUGUAACUUAGAAACGCGGCACAUACAACAGACCCCAUUGCCAAACCGCCCAAAAAUCUUUUCUGCUAUUAUUUGUUUUUUUAAAAAAAAAGCAGAGACAGAAAAGAAGUAAACCAUACGGCGGACCUUGAGCGUAAAUUAAUUGGUCCCCCUUUGGGUUUACUUUGUGUGUGUUCUGCGUGUGCGUGUUGUUGUACUGCAACUCGGCCCUUCGUUUCGUGCACCCCUCUUCUUCGCCCGUUCCAGUUUCCCUUUCCUCGUUAAUCGCUGAGUCGGUGGGUUGGCGGCGUGCCUUAUCGAGCCCGCCCUAGAAUUAAUAAGUUUCUGGUGUUUUCGCGUUGCACGAAACCCUUUCCAGGUGCUUUUUUGUAGUGUUUCUUUUGUCUCCCUCUCCCUCUCCCUCUCCAAUAGCAUUACUUGUGAAAGCGAAGCCAUAUGUCUUGUUUUGUACGGCUCCGCGCAUCACGUGUGUCUUCCUAAAAAUCCUUUUUUUUGUCUUUUCCGGUUUUUUGUUGUUGUGCAAAUUCGGCCUUCCUUUUCUUUUACGGUUACCGCUCACUUACGGGAAAGGAAACUCCACUCAGCGGUUUUCGCGCCAAGAACAGUGGGAGGGCGGUCCAGCUUUGUGUUUCUUCAUCUCCUUGAAUUUUUUUUUCGUUCAGCGAGCGAGCAAUCGUGUCAGUUUGCCACUGUUUGUACUUGUUCCUCUAUUGAAGAAACCAAACUUUGGACUUCUAACGGUGCUGCUGUUCGCUUACGUAGAAGCCAACAGUUUCCAGCUCACACACCUGAACCAUCUCAUAACUUCAGCGACGAAAGCGGAUAAUGUGAAGCGUAUUUAUAAGUAUUGAAAGCGUAUGUACCUCCAAUCAAACUUCGUUUUUAUUUAAUUGGCUCUUGUAUUCUGGUUUUUGUGCUGUCAAUAAUAUCUGCCCGUGUGCCGCUACUGAACUCCCUUGCUGGCUCUUCCUUCACACGUGGUAGUCGCCUCCUCUCGCCAAAUCCACCCUUUGCUGAUUGCAGUUCGCUUUUCCUCUUUUCUCUGCUUUCCUGUUAUUGUAUAAUCGAUAUAUCAAUAUCAGUAUCUAUAUCUAUCAAUUUAUAUUUAUAUAUCUGCAGUUAAACAAUUCGGUCCCCUUUGAUUGUUUAUCUCCAGUAAAGCGGUGCACGGCUGCUACACAAACGACAACCGCCACACAGAAAGCUUUUGUCAUCCCGGCUUCUGUGGGUGAGUGCGUUUGUCGGUGUGGGUCUGUGCGUUCCUCCCUUUUUUUUCUACUACUGUACUUUAUCGUAAGAGGCCUUUGCCUUUGGUGUUGUCUUCCUAUACUUUACGACAGUAUUUUUUGUUGUAUAGAAGCGUAUCUGCACUUCGCAUUCAUUUUACGAUCGUUCUCUUCUCUGGGGUAGCGAGUGAUUGCAGCGCCUACCGCCAUCGACCUAUCGCCUGCGUCGGUUUAGUACUUCUCCGCUGUUCUAAGCGAAUUCAACUGUCUGCCUGAGCAGUGGGUUUCUUUUUAACUAAUUCUCUUUGGCUUACGAGAGUUACGGCCUUACCAUAACAACAGCCGAAAGGAAAAAGGCCAUCAAACGAGCGCAUAUUUUCUAUUUUUAUAUUUUAUUGGAUUUCUGAUAACUGGAUUUUCUCAUUUCGUGUAAACAGUAAUCCCCUCCCCAAAAACCCAGAACUCCACAUCGAGGGAAGAUGCUGUUGCCGAUGUCGGCGUUGCUGACGGGGUAUGCGGUGGUGGUGUGCAUUGCGCUCCUCAGCAGCAGCGCUGUGCUCAGCGUCCGCAUGAGUGCCUCCACGACGAGGACGGCGCUACAAUUGUCGAUCAGCACACUCGCACGGUACGUGGAGUCUACGGCGCAGACGCACGACGCACUGCAGAUGUCCUCUUCGCGCAUCGCCUACACACUGGAGCACACCACAGCUUCGGCCUCGCUCGUCCCCUUCGACGCUCCGCUGGUGGAACUCGACGUCGUCUUCGAACUCUUGCGACCGCCUACCACCGUCGCUUCGCACGUGGCGCAGGAAGAAGUGUGGUGGAGUGCGGAGGAGACGGCGCUUCUUAGCGCGGGUUGCUACCGCGACGACACCACGUGCUUCCGCUCCAACGGCACCGUCACAGACUACGUCACAAGAGCAUCCUUCGACGCGUGCUUCGACUACGCGGCAGCACGCAGGGUGCACAGAGCAUCGCGGUAUCACAGUCUGCACGUGCGCAUGAUGCGGCAGCCGCAGUUCGCAGCGGGCAACGGGCUGUGGACGCCGCAGGUGGCGCGAUACACGGAGCGCACCGACGCCGUCGCCUGUGGCCGCCAAAACAUGGAGUACGUCAUGGCGUACUACGAGUGCCUCACGUACGCACCGGUGCCCGCGGAAGCGCCGCGCUUCGCGCUCGAUCCGGAGCUGCCGAGCGACGGUGUGUACUGCACGCACGCCGUCGUCUCCGUGGUCGACGUGACACGCUGCGAUCCGGGCGCCCUCGUGGGGCUUACCACGGAGUCCACCGUGAUGGUGCAGUCGCUGCGCGUGCUUGACGAGGUGAAGAAUUCAACCUGCACGCAGCAGUCGGACGAGCACGUCGCUGCGUUGGCGCCCAUGGCGGAGCGGCUCCCCAUGGCACAUCAGGUAAGCCCUGGUCGGUGGAUAACAUCACGUAUUGACGGCGACAACGUCGUGACCGAGGCGCUCUUAAAGCGCGACACCGGCGUUGUGAUGGCCUACCGUGACUUCACCCCCACCUCGUUCUUUUUCCCCACCUCGGAGUCCGACCUGGUGUCAAGCGUCGUCAUCGCCGCCGUGGCUCUCACGGUUGUGGCGGCCCUUACCUUUUUCAUGUGGUGGCGCGUGUCCCGUCCCCUGCAGCUCGUGUGUCUUUCCAUGAAGAAGACAACGAUGGGCAUCAUCGACGACGAAGGCUCCGAGAGCGAGCGCGGCGUUCUGCGAGAGCGCACCCGACGAGGAAACUUCUGGGUGAGGGAGGUGCUCGACCUCUACGAGACGUACAACAGCCUCCGCGCGGCGCUGUCUGAGUUAAAGGCCUUCUCACCACAGGGUUUGUUCGUGACGGAGCACGAAGUCGCUGCAGCGGCGACGCAGAGAACAGCUCUUCUGUCCUCCUCCUCGUCUUUGGAGAUGGCGGAAAGGCUUCCUGGGCCUCAGAAUGGUGUGGUGAUGAUGCGUGAGGCGUCUGCGCAGGUGCUGGGCGAAUACCCCGAUCGAGUAAUGGCGUGGGGUGCUCGUCUGAACCAGGAGCACAGCACUCGCGGCUCCGCAGCGGCAGCGCCUGUUGGCGCGAGAGCGCAGUCGACUUCGGUCCCCACCUUCUCGCCUCUUUUCCUUCCCUCGCCGGCGUUGGAACGAGGCCAGACGACCGCCGGCGAGCAACUCACGCCGCUGCCCCUGCCGCUGCUCCCGCCGUCAGGCGACUCGCACCGUCCGUCAGAAACCUCCACCAGCUCAUUUCUCUCCCCCUACACCGCCGUGAUGCAUGGAGGCGUCAUGCACCUCGACUUCCCCGCCCUCCCACGGACGACAUCCUUCCGUACAGUGAACUGCACCACCUUAACGGUCAGCUACCGAUACGCAGCGAGGAACUUGGAGCUGGCGUGCGGCGAGGUGCGUCGUUUUAUGGAGAUGUGUAUGGACCUCAUCUUGCUGCAUAGCGGCACCGUCGAGGUCUUCCGCCCCGACGUGCUCGUCGUCUCCUUCGGGGCCCACCGCGAGGACCCGUUGCACACGAAACGGGCGCUGCAGUGCGCCGUGCGCAUAUUUUCUCGCUUCACGCCGGAACAGCAGAAGCGCCUCUCGCUGCUGCUGGACACGGGCAACGUCAGCGUCGGCACGUGCGGUGCCCACGAUCGCUACGCUCGCGUGAUUGCGGGGGAGCGCGUGGACUUUGUGCUGCGGCUGCGACAACACAGCGUGCUUUUCGGUCGCAUCAUCACGACGGACAGCAUUGUCCUCUCGUGGCACACGCGCAAGUACGUGUUUCUGCCGUUUGACAGCAUCGUCCCGCGCGGCGGCCUCGACGCCCCGCGCACCUCCAUCACGCUGUUUCUGCUGCUUCCGAAAGAGAGCCUCUGCCCUGCUAUUCGCCAGCUCAUCACCGCCUACCAUGAGGUCUUUGUGAGUGCGUUGGACGGGCUGUACGAGGUGGCCCUCGAGCAGCUGCGGCCGCUGCCCUCCUUCGAUCCACCGCUGCGCGCCGCCUUCACGGAUGCAAUCCACACGCUCUUGUCUCUUUCGCCGCGGCGUCCGCGUUACUGCCGUUUCGAGCUGCCGCCCUUCGAAACCCUCGGCUACACUGUCACCCCGCCUGCACAACAGCAGACCUACAAGCCGCUGCUCGUGCACGACCUCGAACCGCACGUGCCACGCAUCACCUUUCUGUCUGCCAACGAGCCCGCGCUGAAUGCGGCGACGUCGUCGGGUGGCCUGACAGGACCGACGCGGAGGCCGUCUGCACACGAGCGACCGGCGCGAGGCUUGAGCGGGAGCUCCUGCGCGUCGCUGGACCGCUCCCUCCCGAGCAGUGCGACGGAUAACUUCGUCUGCGGCGACCCGACACCGCACUCCUUCCAAGACUCCAAAGGAGAGCAGUGGACCCUCGUGCCGGAGUGCGUCGGCCGGGGUGCCUUCUCGCAGGUGUACAAGGCGGUUUCAUCGGACGGGGUCAUCAUGGCUGUGAAGUGCAUCCAGCUCGCCCGCCACGACGUGCGCAUGACGGACGUGGUUGAGGAGGUCAACACGUCCUGCCAGCUGUGGAGUGAGUACAUUGUGAAUUGCAUCUCGUGGUCGCACGUCGGCACGUACUUGUUUAUCGUGAUGGAGUUUCUUGCCGGGGGCUCGCUGCACGACUUGGUCCGCCACUUUCCGCGCGGGCUGAGCGACACCGUGGGAAGGCGCUACGCCUCCGACGUGCUGCGCGGUCUUUCGUAUCUGCACCGCCACAGCAUUGUACACGCGGAUGUCAAGCCGCACAAUAUGCUGCUGGCCACCGACGGCGGGUGCCGCAUCAGCGACUUCGGCUCCAGCGUGACCAAGUCGAGCGCGUUGCUGAACUGCACGGGGGACGUGUCGCAGUUGCGCGGGACUCCCCUGUACAUGAGCCCGGAGGUGGCGCGCGGCGAGCCGCCGACGAUGAAGAGCGAUGUGUGGUCGUUUGGACUGAGCCUUUACGAGGUGAUGACGGGCCGCCUGCCCUGGGUGUGGCGCAGCACCGGGGCGACCGUCUACCCCGCGCCGGAAGCACCGCGGCCGACUGUGAGCCACACACCGCGGCGACAACCGCAUCAGCACCUUCGGCAGUCCGUCACGCCUGCACCGCCCGGCAAUGACACCUCACUCUUCCUUCCGCCGGUCUCCGUUUGCAGCUGCCAUAGCGAUGUUCGCGGGAGCGCCAACCGCGGUCCAUUGCUGCCGUGCGCCUCCCCCCCUGUCUCCUCGUCCCUCGGGCGACUGUCGGCGAGUGGACGCGCCGCCUCGCUUGGGUCGACACCGCCCGUCGCCACCGCAGCUUCCACGCCGUCCCCCACUACCACCGCCGACCUGAAGACGCUUUCUGCAACCGCCUUUCUGCGAGGUGUUAUUCGCGGAGACAUCGUGGUGCAGGUGGACCCAGCCUGCUUGUGUUCGCUGGAGGCUCAGCAGGUGGCCAUGGCAUGCCUGCGCGCGGAGCCUGCGGAGCGGGCCACCGUGGAGGAGCUGCUUUUCAUGCCAUUCUUCUACUGCUAG